This is a messenger RNA of Erpetoichthys calabaricus (reedfish), 4455 nucleotides long. RefSeq names its product acyl-CoA dehydrogenase family, member 8 (gene acad8). The transcript has 11 exons. Gene Ontology annotation, biological process: lipid metabolic process. The record is from RefSeq and is a predicted model, not a curated record. The coding region runs from base 24 to 1271 and encodes 415 amino acids. NCBI's taxonomy places the organism in Eukaryota, Metazoa, Chordata, Cladistia, Polypteriformes, Polypteridae. Gene Ontology annotation, molecular function: acyl-CoA dehydrogenase activity; flavin adenine dinucleotide binding.
UCAAGAAGCGACUCUGUGCAACCAUGGCGCUUCUGGGGAAGUCCUUGCUGAGAUCCAAAUUCGGAUCUUAUGUUUGCAAAGCCCGGGAGUUAAUAGUUAACCAGCGCAGAUGCAUCGUGUCUUGUGUUGAUCCUUCCUUGGGACUGACGGAGGAACAGAAGGAAUUUCAAAAAGUGGCAUUUGAUUUUGCUGCAAAUGAAAUGGCUCCACACAUGGCAGAGUGGGAUCAGAAAGAAAUCUUCCCAGUUGACACUAUGAGAAAAGCAGCCCAGCUGGGUUUUGGAGGCAUCUAUGUAAAGCCUGAUGUUGGAGGCUCUGGUUUGUCUCGACUUGACACCUCCAUUAUUUUUGAGGCCCUCUCCACAGGCUGUGUCAGCACAACUGCCUAUAUGAGUAUUCACAACAUGUGUGCCUGGAUGAUUGAUGCUUUUGGAAAUGAAAAACAAAGACAGACUUUCUGCCCUCCUUUGUGUAGCAUGGACAAGUUUGCUUCUUACUGCUUAACAGAACCUGGAAGUGGCAGUGAUGCAGCUUCUUUGCUAACUACCGCAAAACGUAGGGGGGAUCAUUACAUACUUAAUGGUUCUAAGGCAUUCAUCAGUGGAGGUGGUGACACAGAUAUUUAUGUGGUGAUGUGCCGGACAGGAGAAAAAGGAGCCAAAGGGAUUUCGUGUGUAGUGGUGGAGAAAGGAACACCAGGUCUCAGUUUUGGAAAGAAAGAGAAAAAGGUAGGGUGGAACUCACAACCCACUCGAGCUGUAAUCUUUGAAGAUUGUGCUGUGCCAGUGAUUAACAGACUUGGAGAGGAAGGCCAAGGCUUCCUAAUUGCCAUGAAGGGACUUAAUGGGGGCCGCAUAAACAUUGCCUCCUGCUCCUUGGGUGCAGCACACGCUUCUGUUCUUCUUGCAAGGGAUCAUCUUAAAGUCCGAAAGCAAUUUGGGGAACCAUUGUCCAAUAGCCAGUUCCUUCAGUUCACUUUGGCACAAAUGGCCACAAGAUUAGUGGCUUCUCGUCUAAUGGUACGUCAGGCUGCCCUAGCCCUGCAGGAAGACAGGGAGGACGCUGUUACGUUGUGUUCCAUGGCUAAGUUGUUUGCCACAGAUGAAUGUUUUGCGAUCUGUAACCAGGCCCUGCAGAUGCAUGGUGGCUAUGGAUACUUGAAGGAUUAUGCCAUUCAGCAGUUUGUUCGGGACAUCAGGGUGCAUCAGAUAUUGGAAGGAACCAAUGAAGUAAUGAAAAUGAUCAUUUCAAGGAAUUUGUUACAAGAAUGAAGCUGCCAGAAGAGAUCUCUUUGAUGGGCAUAACAUGAAUCAAAUGCUGAAUUGCAGAAUUGUUAAGUGUUUUUAUAUUUAUAUGUAAACAGAUUUCAAAUAGGUAAUGUUUAAAAGACAUACUGUAUUUAGUAUGUGUAGAUUAAUUUGUUUAAGAAUUAUGUGGGCCUUCUUGUCUGAAAAGUAACAUUUAGUAAUGGAAGAGUUUACUACUAGUCAUCGGCUGAAUGAGUUUUUAAUUGUCAAAUGUUUUUCCCUUUUGUUGAUUCCUGUCAAAACAGAAAAUGAAAACUGAGUCAGUCCUUACAUGCUGGAAAUAACACUUAUGGACCUGUAGAGGGCGACCAUAUCCAUUGUCAGAUUCUGAAGGACCAUUUAGUAAUCAUCAGACCAAAAGAACUUAGACCUUUUAGAAAGAAGAAGCAGGGUUACGUGAUGUUCCGGUAAGAUCAGGAGCGGAUAUUCAAAAAGCUGGAAGUCAGCAGUUUAUUUAAUGAGAAAUAUCGACGCAGGAGAAGAGUCUCUGGAGAAAUUCCAGUUGCUUUUCUCCUCUUAAGCAGAGUGAACAACAAUCUCUUCCACAGCAUUCUGUAAUAAUGGGUUCUUUUAAAAUGGGAUUAUGUUGUGAAUCUAUAUGGAAAGAAGUAAUGCUGCUUGGCAUCAGAAUUGAAAGGGCGAACAUAAAUGCAGCAAUAGCCUUUGACUUACUUGGUAUUUCCAACAAAUAUGAAAUGGUUUAUUAUAGAUAAUUUAUAUGGCUUAAUCUUCUGAUUCACUUGCCAUUCCAGUAAGCUAAAUAGUCAUGAGCAGUGGCCAACAAGAAGGUAUGCUUUCAUAAACCAUUGGUGUCAUAGUAGGCAGAAGGGGCCAAGUUUGACUGUUGAUCUUUUCCUCUGUAAUUAGUAAGUAGCACAGGCUUGUCACACAGGGAGGCCUGGUUACCAAGGCAACUGGGUCUCUUCGGCACUUCAAGUGGGAGAGAGGAAUCCAAGCAAAGCAGCUUGUUCAUCCAUAAAUAGGAGAUAUUCAUUAUUGCAAGUUCAUAUAAUGAGCCAGGCUCUUUAAAAUUCCGGUUUUUGAGCUGGUGGAUAAAAGGAUUUGCUUCAUUCUGGCAGCUGCUGAUGGCCCAUCUAUUGAAGCAGUUUGUUAAGGAGGAGCUAAAACAGAAAAGAUACGCACAUUUCCAUGGGAUGCUUCUCUCCUUUUCAAAUACAGUCUGAGAACAAAGAGAGAAAAGAGAUUUGCUUCCGUGUGGGCUGUGAAUGCUUAUGUAGCCUUGAUUUAUCAAAAUCUAUUAAGUGGUAUGAGCCAUGCUGCAGUCUUGUAUCAUUACAUCCCUUUGCCUUAUUUUCAUUUUGGAACCCAUAAUCAUUGGACCUACUUAUAAAGUAUUUACAAUAAUACAGCAAAAUCUGUUUUCCAUGGAGUCUGUGACAUGUGAUGAAUGUAAGUGGUAGAGUCAGCUAGUGAAUCUUAUUUUUUUGCUGUCCAUGCACAACCCCAGAAUGCUUUACACAUUGACUAUACUGUAUAUAGAGUAGUUUAAAUAACAUGCAAAGAGGGACAAAAAAAGAAAUGCAAUGAGGUUACAAUUCAUUGCAGAGUGCAUUCAUGAACACAUCCGCACUUAUUGAUCUUCCUAGGCUGGUUUAGUGUUAACAGUCAACAACAUAGUACACAUGUACAGAUUGUGGAGAAAUCCUAUACAGGUAUAGACAUUGGAAGAAGGCACAGGUAGUGACCCAGCUGGAAUUUGGAUCAAAGGAGCUGUGGCCUUUUAGUAAUAUUUUCAGUCAAGUCUAUAAAUAUGUGGAAGUGUUCACAAUUUUUGUUUAUACAGCACUUAACGGCUUUCAGUUUAAUUUGGGAUUUUUUUUUACAUUGAUCCACAGAAAACGACUCUUCAGUGUCAAUGUGAAAAUGAUCGCUAAAUUGAAUACAAAUAUUAAACACAAAAUUAUUGAUAUAGUAUUCAUACACUUAAAUAAUCCCUGGUGCAGUCGAAUGGUUAUAGAAAUGCCAAAAUUAGUUCCAUGGAUAUCACCUGCCCACGUUUUCAAUUAAUUGUUGUCUAAAUGCUCCCGUAUGUAGAAGAUCUAACAUCUGGUGAGCCAAUACGGUGGCCUAACCGACACAAAGAAGAACACUAAAACAAAAGUAUUAAAAGGUGAUUGAAAAACACAAGUCAGGAGACAAGCAAAUAGCCAAGUCAUUGAAUAUCACUUGAAGUAAGGCAUGGAGAUAGUAUGGCGCAGCUGGAGACAAACUGCAAGGGGAAAUUGAGUGAGGGACACCACCAGGAGACCUGUGGUAAUUCUGUUGGAGUUACUGUACAGGCUACAGUAGUUGACAUUGGAGAGACUGUGCAGACUAAACUAUGUCCAGGAGAUUCAACAGUUGCAGCUUUAUGGGAGAAAAACCACAUGUGACAUCUUGCCUAUAAGAGUUUGCCAGAAGACACCUGGGAGAAUUUGAAGUCAGCUGGAGAAAGUUCUAUGGUCUGAUGGGACUAAAAUUGAUCUUUUUACCAAUCAGACUAUACAGUAUGCUUGAACACUGCACCUCAUCAAAAACACACCAUCCUUACAAUGAAGUAUUGGUGGUAACGACAUCUGGCUGUGGAGAUGUGUCCUUAUGGAAGCUCCUGGAAGUCUUGUGAGGGAAGAUGGAAAAUUGAAUGCAGAAGAAUACAAUAAAAUUCUAGAGGAAAAAUGGAUGCAGUCUGCAAGAAACCUACACCUUGGGAGAUUUGUUUUUGAGCAAACGAAUGAGAUAACACAUAAAGCCAAACCUGCACAGGAAUAGCGUCAAACCAACUUGAAAAAGGCUGUUCACUCACAAUCCCCGUGCAACCUGAUCGAAGCUGAACAGUUUUGCAAAGAAGAGGAAUGAAAAGAAAUGGCAGAAUCCAGACAUGAAUAACUGAUUAGAGACCUGAGUACACAGACUCAGCUGUCAUGGCUGCCAACUGUGCAUCUACUAAAUACUGACUUGAAGGGGAAUGCAUGCUUAUGAAAUCAGUUAUUUUUUGUUUUUUAGUACUAAUUAAUUUAGAUUACUUUGCAGAGAUCUGUUUUCACUUUUGAAAUCACAGUUUUUUUCCUGUUUUUUUCAAUGUCUAAAUAACCAAGGUACAUCCACUGCGAUUCAAUGUUGUACAACAAUAAAAUGUGAAAACUUCCAA